CUAUGGAAUCUGAUGACGUCACAACUUCUGAGCUGAGAUUUCAGAGCGAAUCUUUGUUUGAACUUAACUCAAUCUCUUCCACUCUAUUUGUUAUAAGCUGUAGGAAAGCAUGUCUGAGGAAGCCGACGUUCUCUUAAGCAAGGCCAAGCUAGCCGAGCAAUCCGAAAGAUACGAAGACAUGGUCCAAUUCAUGAAGGAAUUUGUAGAGCUCAAAAAAAGGAUAGCACCCGAGGAGCGAAACCUUCUCUCCGUUGCUUUCAAGAACGUCGUUGGUGCCCGCCGUUCCUCCUGGCGAGUCGUGAGCAGCAUCAUCGCCAAAACAAAUGAUGAAGGCAAGUCCAAGCUGGCCGAGGCCUACAAGUCCAAAAUAGAAAAAGAGUUGGACGAAACCUGCCACGAAGUCCUGAAGCUCCUCGACGAGAAACUCAUCAAGCAAGCUGAGGAGGAGGAGGAUGCCAAAGAAGAAGCGGUAUUUUACCUGAAAAUGAAAGGAGAUUAUUACCGUUACCUCUCUGAGGUGAAGACAGGAGAUGAUAAGGAGAAAGUUGUUGAAAAUGCAGAUAAUGCAUAUAAAAAGGCCUCCGAGUUAGCAGCUGAGAAGCUUCCCACUACGAAUCCUAUAAGGCUUGGGCUUGCUCUUAAUUACUCCGUAUUCCAUUACGAGAUCAAACAGAGCUGCAAGGAAGCCUGCGAUUUGGCUAAGAAAGCUUUUGACGAUUCCAUAGCUGAGCUUGACCAGCUUCAGGAUGACACGUACAAAGACAGUACCCUUAUUAUGCAGCUCCUCCGUGACAACCUCACUCUUUGGACGUCAGAGAAUGACUCGAAAGAUGAUAAGGACGACGAGGAAGGGAAAUAAGUCCAAAUUUUAAAGAAACUUUUUUUUGAAUCUCUUUGAUUCCUUCAUUAUUUUAACAUUAUUAUUAUUAUUAUUAUUGUUGAGCUUUAAUUAAUUGUUUUAGGAUAAUUUGACAUUGUAUGUGUUACCAUUGUUAAUUUCUUAUUAUUGAUUGGUUUUUCACAAGAAAAAUAAAAA
Molecule: messenger RNA, 1036 nt
Organism: Amphimedon queenslandica
Lineage: Eukaryota; Metazoa; Porifera; Demospongiae; Haplosclerida; Niphatidae
Product: 14-3-3 protein gamma-like
Exons: 1
Coding region: 110-859 (249 amino acids)
Source: RefSeq, a predicted model, not a curated record